AUGACUUCCAUCUACACUGUACCCGAAGAACAUCUCCAAGGCGUGCUGCCCACCCUGGCAACUGCAAAAAAUGUUGUCCCACGGAUCGUUGCGCUGGUCGAGGCAUGUUGGGAAUGGUAUGGGAAGCAGUUUUCCACGGCGGAUGACGAGGAAAAGAGGAACAGGGAGCUUGGGUUGCGAAGGGUCAUGGUAAGUAUCACCUACCUACGUGCGAUACACGUCAUUGGAGAGUGCGAGGACAUUGAACUUCCUCCGUUGAUGGACCGCGUUUGCGAGGAAGUCUUAGGGAGCAAAUCUGGGGAGUUCAAUUGGCAGGUUUUGGAAGACCCCUCCCCAGAGCCAGCGGAUGAAUUCGAGGAGCUAGAUGUCCUCAUGAGCGAGUGGCUUUCGGCACAGCCAUCCGAUCCCAAGGGGAAAGGAAAGGCUAAGGAGACUUCCGAGAUCGCAAAGCCUGGGGGUGGUUCGGAGACUGGGAAGCCGAAAGGCAAGGGUCAUGGGCAAAAGCGUAAGGCGGACGUUUCGGUGGAAGAGGGCAAGGACGUGGUGCGGGGGAAGAAGGUGAAGAUUCAGGCUGGAGGGAGCGAAGCGGGACCAGCUCCGCCUCGCGACGACGACGACGAUGAGGCGGACUAUGACUACCAGGCAAUGGGUGCCACGGUCACUCCUGGCGUCCGACGACCACGUCCCAUCUGCAAUCAAUGCAUUAGGCGGGGAGAUUCCUGCAAAUCUGAGACCGCUAUCCGAGGCCAGGCCUGUGAUUCCUGUCGGGCCAAAAAGAGUCGAUGCAGCUUCGUCGGCAACAAGGGUCCGAUGAACCUGAAUCAAGUCACAUCACGAUCCCCCAAGGAAGAGGUUUCGACUCCCUCGCUGGAAGGGAAGGUUCAAGCAACGGGUUCAACGUCGAAGGCCCAGGGGACUGGGAAACCGAAGCCAAAGUGCAAGACGGACAGCGGUCGAAAUACAAAACCAGCAGUCCAGACUGCGCAAGUGCCUGCACACCGACAUCCACACUGCCUAAUGAAUUUAUGA
This is a messenger RNA of Laccaria bicolor S238N-H82, 1029 nucleotides long. RefSeq lists its product as uncharacterized. The transcript is spliced from 3 exons. NCBI's taxonomy places the organism in Eukaryota, Fungi, Basidiomycota, Agaricomycetes, Agaricales, Hydnangiaceae. The coding region runs from base 1 to 1029 and encodes 342 amino acids. The record is from RefSeq and is a predicted model, not a curated record.